Molecule: messenger RNA, 573 nt
Organism: Trichomonas vaginalis G3
Lineage: Eukaryota; Parabasalia; Trichomonadida; Trichomonadidae
Product: small Rab GTPase RabC3
Exons: 1
Coding region: 1-573 (190 amino acids)
Molecular function (GO): GTP binding; GTPase activity
Source: RefSeq, a predicted model, not a curated record
AUGCAAAGUCUUAAAGUUGUCAUUGUCGGCGACACGCAAGUCGGAAAAUCAUGCAUUGGUGCGAGGUAUACACAAGGAACGUUUGAUGGUGAUACAACUCCAACAAUUGGAGCUGCUUUCUUGACAAAAGUAAUUUCGACAGAAAAAGGAUCUGUUCGUUUGCAACUAUGGGAUACCGCUGGUCAGGAAAAGUUUAAAUCUCUUGCUCCAAUGUAUAAUCGAUCAGCUGGCGUAGUUAUUAUUGUUUAUUCAAUAACAAAUAAAUCAUCUUAUGAUUCUGCGCGUGAAUGGGCAAGAGAUAUAAGAGAAAAGGCAUCUCCUAUUGCUAAAAUUGUGUUAGUUGCCAAUAAAAUUGAUUUAGAAGAUGAACGCGUAAUAUCAACUCAAGAUCUAAACACUAUGGCAGCAGAGAUUCAUGCCGACUACGCAAUUGAAGUAUCUGCAAAGACAAAUGCUGGUAUUUCUGCUUUAUUUACACGAAUUGCCGUACUUUGUGAGGAUGGAAAUAAUUACAUGGAUAAGAUUGGUGAUCAAGUGAUAAUACCUGAGCAGUCUAAGGGAGGAUGCUGCUAA